Molecule: messenger RNA, 1114 nt
Organism: Dimorphilus gyrociliatus
Lineage: Eukaryota; Metazoa; Annelida; Polychaeta; Dinophilidae
Source: the annotation of a GenBank genome assembly
UAUGUAUUCUAGAAGUACUUCUUUAGUCUCCUUUAAAGAAAAUAAAAUAGAAACUGAAAAUUCCAAAGAUAUCGGUGACGUGGAAGCCAUUGAAUUGAUAAAAGGAUCAGUAGGAGGAUUAGGCUUUGCAAUAAAAGAGGAUACUGUGGAUGGGAUACGAGGUAUACGAGUUCGGACGAUUACGCCUGGCGGAGUGGCUGAUUUAGACGGCCGUUUAAAGAUUGGUGAUAGAAUUUUGGGGGUUGGAGAUAAAAGUUUAGAAAAUGCUACGUAUCAAGAAGCGUUGGAUGAUUUAAGGGGGAGACCGGAAGGUCCUGUAAAAUUAAUUGUAAAAUCGGGAAAGGCAGCAGUUUGUACACAGAUUGAACCUGAAAAGAAAACAGAAGAAGCAGUUUCCGUUCCGAAUCCGGUUCCGGCCGAACCGGAGAUUGUGUUAGAUCCCGCGACUUGUCCGAUUGUAAAAGGCAAGGAAACUACGAUUAGUAUUGCAAAAGGUCAAAAAGGAUUAGGAUUAAGUAUAGUAGGUGGUGCCGAUACUAUGCUGGGCGCUAUAUUGAUUCAUGAAGUGCACCAAGAUGGCGCUGCAUCAAAAGACAAUCGGUUACAAGUUGGGGACCAUAUUUUAGAAGUUGAUGAUAAUAAUUUAAGAGAUGCAACUCACGAACAGGCUACUUUGGUUCUUAGACGAACGCAAAACGUAGUUAUAAUGACUGUGAAACGGGAAGAAACGUCUACAACGCCAAAACCUGAAGAGGAUCCGUACGACGUCAUAACUGUUACUUUACAAAAGAAGCCUAACAAGGGCCUUGGCCUGAGUAUAGUUGGGAGAAGGGGUCACGGAGGUGUUUUUAUAUCAGAUUUAGUAAAAGGAGGAGUAGCAGACGGAGACGGAAAACUAAAGGCAGGAGACCAAAUUAUAAAUGUAAACGGUGAAGAUUUAAGGAAUGCAAGUCAUGAACAGGCUGCGGCUCUGUUGAAGACAAUAAUCGGCAAAGUAACUUUGACAAUCGGGAGAUUGAAGACUAAUUCAUCGAGCCAAUCGUCAUCGAGAAGGGGUUCCUCUAGCAGUGCGAAAAGUGGGGCUGGAAGUAGGAAAGCAAGCGGAAGUAAAUAA